Molecule: messenger RNA, 601 nt
Organism: Gastrolobium bilobum
Lineage: Eukaryota; Viridiplantae; Streptophyta; Magnoliopsida; Fabales; Fabaceae
Product: small ribosomal subunit protein mS47-like
Exons: 5
Coding region: 1-444 (147 amino acids)
Biological process (GO): L-valine catabolic process
Molecular function (GO): 3-hydroxyisobutyryl-CoA hydrolase activity
Source: RefSeq, a predicted model, not a curated record
AUGACUAGUGGCCUUAGGAGGUUGAGUCAAAAGUCUCUGAAGUUGUUCAAACUUAGUCUUGCUAAGAAAGACACCAUCAGAGAGGAGGAGGCAGCUGAUUCUUAUGACGAAUGGUGUUCGACAACUCUUAGGAAAAUAAGAGAAGCCUCCCCAUUGAGUUUGAAAGUUAUUUUACGAUCUAUACGUGAAGGUAGAUUUGAAACUCUUGAUCAAUGUCUUGUACGUGAGUACCGUAUAUCCCAUCGCGGAAUUUCUAAGCAUGUCUCCUCUGAUUUCUUUGAGGGUGUUCGGGCACGAAUGGUUGAUAAAGACUUUGCACCAAAGUGGGACCCACCUAGUUUAAAAGAUGUAUCAGAGGACAUGGUUGAAUACUAUUUCUAUCCGUUUAACGAAGUUGAGUCUGAACUGGUGCUGCCAACGGCAUUGCGAGAACCUUACAUGUGAAACAGACAUACCUUCCAUUAAUGCUUAUCUUUAGCAAGGGUAAGCCAAAUAAGUUCUAAUUUUGUUGUCAAAAUUCGUGUAUUGUAAUUCUAUGUUUUUUCUUUUUAUUAAGUAAAUUACAUUUGCUUGAGAUUUGUCAAAAUGAAAAUUCUAAACU